Messenger RNA from Monodelphis domestica (gray short-tailed opossum), 6340 nucleotides. It is a transcript of the gene LZTS1, whose product is annotated as leucine zipper tumor suppressor 1. The record is from RefSeq and is a predicted model, not a curated record. Gene Ontology annotation, cellular component: dendritic spine. Lineage: Eukaryota; Metazoa; Chordata; Mammalia; Didelphimorphia; Didelphidae. Gene Ontology annotation, biological process: regulation of dendrite morphogenesis; regulation of synaptic plasticity.
AAGGGAGACCAGUCAGCCUCAAGGAAACAGGAGCGAGCACGGAGCGCGUUGGUGCAUAUUGGGGGUUUGGGGGUAGGCUGGUGUGUGGAGUGGGGGGAAUCCUGACAAAUGUACAGCUGUCAUGCAGGAAACAAAGGCUUUCUGGAAGGGCUCCCAGACCUCUGCCGCUGCUGGCGCCCGAACCAAUGAGCUGGGAGAACAGAGAGGUAGCCCCACCUCCGCCUGCCUGGCUGGGGUUCCUCUAGCCGGGGAUGGAUUGAGGAACAGAGGCUGGGCUGGGAGCCAAGUUGCCUGUAGGAGCUCAGUGCCUGGGAAAGCUUCCUUCAGAUCUGGCUGGCUGGCUGUGCACGAGUGGAGAGGCUGGACUAGAGAAGACACUGCAAGUUUCUCUGCCCCUUACUCUAGGGGUCAGAGACGGGACCAGCGGACAGAUACCAGCAGGUUUGAGGCUUUUGCUAUGACCGAAGCCUUGCCACAGAGCCAGGACGUCCCCCUGCAGCCAAAUCAACACCAGGCUCCCUUCCUGCCCUCCUGGCCUUUGGCCCCAAGUGACCAUGGGCAGUGUCAGCAGCCUCAUCUCAGGCCACAGCUUCCAGGGCAAGCACUGCCGGGCCUCCCAGUACAAGCUUCGUAAGUCAUCCCAUCUAAAGAAACUUAACAGGUAUUCAGAUGGGUUGCUGAGAUUUGGCUUCUCGCAGGAUUCCGGUCAUGGUAAAUCCAGUUCUAAAAUGGGCAAGAGUGAAGAUUUCUUCUACAUCAAGGUCAGUCAGAAGGCCCGAGGCUCCCACCGAACAGACUACACCUCAUUGUCCAGUGGGGAGAUGGGAGGCCAAGCUGGGAUGGACUUUGGCACCCCUCCGAAGCUCAUGCCUUUCUCCAAUCAGCUGGAACUGGGCUCAGAAAAGAACAUGGCCAGACCGACAGCCUUCAAGCCUGUGUUGCCCCGGUCAGGGGCUCUUCUCCACUCCUCUCCCCCAGACAGUGCCAGUCACCAGCUGCACCCGGCUCCUCUGGAUAAAGCCAAGGAGCAGGAGCUGAAACCGGCCCUGUGCUCCGGCGCGCUGUCGGAUUCGGGCCGGAACUCCAUGUCCAGCCUCCCCACUCACAGCACCAGCAGCAGCUACCAGCUGGACCCCCUGGUGACCCCCGUGGGGCCCAUCAGCCGCUUUGGGGGCUCUGCCCACAACAUCACCCAGGGCGCCGUGCUCCAGGACAGCAACAUGAUGAGCCUGAAGGCCCUGUCCUUUUCCGACGGGGGCAACAAGAUCGGCAACCCGAGCAAAGCGGACAAGGCCGCCUGCAUCCGCUCGCCCCUCUCUACCGACGAGUACACCAUCCAGGAGCUGGAGCAGAAGCUGCUGGAGAGAGAGGGCGAGCUGCAGAAGCUGCAGAGCAGCUUCGAGGAGAAGGAGCUGGCCUCCAGCCAGGCCUACGAGGAGAAGCAGCGGCGCUGCCAGGAGGAGCUGGACGGACUCAAGCAGAAAUGCAGCAACAAACUGAGGCAGGCCUCCCAGAAGGGCCAGCGGACCCAGCAGGCUCUGCAGCUCCAAGUGUUCCAGCUCCAGCAGGAGAAGAAGCAGCUCCGGGGGGAGCUGGAAAAUCUCAUGAAGGAGCAAGACUUGCUGGAGACCAAGCUGAGGUCCUACGAGAAGGAGAAGACCAGCUUCGCUCCUGCCCUGGAGGAGACCCAGUGGGAGGUUUGCCAGAAGUCGGGUGAGAUCUCCCUCCUGAAGCAGCAGCUGAAGGAGUCCCAGACAGAGGUCAACGCCAAGGCCAGCGAGAUCCUCAGCUUGAAGGCACAGCUGAAGGACACUCGGGGCAAGCUGGAAGGGAUGGAGCUGAAGACCCAAGACCUGGAGAGCGCCUUACGGACCAAGAGCCUCGAGCUGGAGGUGUGCGAGAACGAGCUGCAGCGGAAGAAGAACGAGUCCGAGCUGCUCCGGGAGAAAGUGAACCUGUUAGAGGAGGAGCUCCUGGAGCUGCGGACCGAGGCCAGCCUCCUCCGCCAGGAGCGUGGCCGCCGGGGCGAUGCCGAGUGGGAUGGUGUCUCCCCGGGGGCCGCUCUAGCCUCAGAGGACAUCCCUGCCUUGCAGAGGGAGCUGGAGCGGCUUCGAGCCGAGUUGAAGGAGGAGCGGCAGGGCCACGACCAGAUGUCGUCCGGCUUCCAGCAUGAGCGGUUGGUCUGGAGGGAGGAGAAGGAGAAAGUGAUCCAUUACCAGAAGCAGCUGCAGCAGAGCUACCUGGCCAUGUACCAACGCAAUCAGAGGCUGGAGAAGGCCUUGCAGCAGUUGUCCAGGGGGGAAGGGAUGGUGGAGCCCUUGGAGAUUGACAUCCAGGGGGCUGAUGUCCCCUAUGAAGAUAUCAUUGCCACCGAGAUCUGAGGAUCCCGUCCCCCCACCCUGGGCAGAAAUGCUGGACCCAUCCAAGAGGACAUAUCCCUUGCCCUUUGCUCAGCUGAGCUAUUCUCAGAGCAGCCCCUUCUUCUCUGUUGCCCAGGUUAUCCCCCUCUCCCUGACCCCCCACACCCUGCCCCCAGAGGUACAAUAUAACUUGAUGGCUCCUCCAAAAGAGAAGAGAUAUGUGGUGAGACUUGAUUCUGUGGCUAAACCCUCAUCAUGGUGUCUGCAUCAUGGGAGUAGCAUGAGUUGAGUUGGUCAUCAUAGCCUUGACUGCCCUCCCAGGGGUACUAUAGCCAUCCCAAUCUCAUCUCUAUCUUUGUGGACACCCAGAAUUUUCUUCUUGCCUAAGAAGAUUUUGUUUUUCUCAUGAAGACACUAUUUUGCCUUGGGAUGGAGAAAAGCCAUUUCUGACCAGGAGCCUUGGAACUAGACUCUUGGUAGGGAGAAGUCCUUAACGAUAUCCUGAAUUGUUUCUCAUUUAUCAAGAAUAAGAAGCUUCCAGAAUUCUUCAAAGUCCAGCAAGAUCCUUCCCUGCCCCUCAAAAGCAGACUCGAUAGGAAGAAUGACUCCAAGGAUGCCAGGUAUAAAGUUAGGGGAAAAGUCUCUGAGUUUAGGGUUACCCUAAGAUAAAUGAAAGAGGAAGGCAAAUUGAUCACAGGGAAAUGAUAGAAAAUGACUACUCUACCACAAAACUAAAGCCAGGGGCAGACUCCUGCCAAGUCUAGCUCAUAUCCUCUAGAGUAGGGCCAGGAUGCUCCAUGGCCAGAAAUGGUUGGUGGCUCUCUCCAAAGAUGGCUGCUAAGCUUUGAUUUCAGUGACUAGUGUCUCCUAAGCCAUGGGAACCAAGGAAUUGGACUUCAGAAAGGAAAGACAAAUGGCUGUGCUUCCCCAGGUAUUCUGAAGCAGGGAUUUGUACUACUUUCCCACUGUCCUCAGAAGAGCUGCCAGUUUUUUCCAGGCAGACCAAGGGAGUAGAUUUCCCUGCUGUUUCUAAGCUAGAAAUCUGCUGCCUUUCUUCCACCCCAAGUUGGAAGUAUUCCUUUAGAGUCCAGAAUUAAUGAUAGACACCACCGCUUCACAUGUAACUGCUGGGCUUCUGUUCUUGGCUCCUUGUCCCCUGGCCUUAUUCAUUCUUCCACACCCACCUGGCCCACUUGUUGGGUAGCAUCUUCAGUGCCAAUUAUCAACAAGCUGCCCAAAGUGCCAUUGGGCUAGUGGUGCCAGAGCUGAAGGUGGAAGAUAUUUUCAUCUACCAACCCCAAUUCUAUCCAGUAAACUCACACACACACUCCCCUCAUCCUCCCUCCACCUUACAGAAAGACGGACACCAAAAAGCCAGGCCAGCAUGAUCAGCCAAAAUCCAAAAGAACUGGAAAUCAGAAGGCUUGGGAUCUACUCCCAGCUCUGCUGCUAACUAGCUGCGUGACCUUGGAGAAAUUAUUUCCCUUCUCAUGGACUUCAAUUUCUUCUUCUGUAAAAUGAAAGGAAUAGACUAGGUCAUUGUGAAGUUUCUUUCCAGCUUUAAAAAUUUGUGAGCUGUUCCCCUCCCCUGGCCCCCAAUUCUUCAGUUUCUAGCACAUUGAAUUGCUUGGUUUGGAAAUUGUUAAAGGAGACUUUCCCCCCCUCUGAAGCAGACAGCAGACCUAGCAGGCAGCCGGCUGUUCCCCAGUCUAUUUUUGCCUCUAGCUGCAGAUGCUGUACUUGUAACAGUCAUCUCCCUCCAAAUCUCAGAACUGUCUGCCCAGCACUUCCCAGGGAGAAGUUUCUUAGGGAAGCAGAAGGGAAGCAGCAAUUGAGGUUCUUGAAAUUUUAAGGUUAGGUAGCUCUCUCUCUGCUCCCUUGUCUCCUCAGCAUUGACCUACUUCUUCCAGAGAAACAUCUCCUCCCUCUUCCCUGGUGCCAUUCAGUUUCCUCCUUGCAUUUCAGCACUCCUUCCCUCAAAUCCAAGGUCCAGAAUAGAAGAUUAGAAGUCUAGUUUCCCUUAGUCUGUCCAUGGAGUCCCCAACAUUCCUUUGAGAAUCUGCUGUCCAGUAUUGCUGAUUAGGGCUACGAGGGAGUAACCUGCUAGGAGAGGAAAGGAUCACCUUCCCCCAAGCCCACCUACAAUAAUAUGGCCCCUUGACUGAAGAAUUUGCUCAGGAGCUCAAUUCUUGCUGAGCUUUACAGUCAUGGCUGGUUUGAAGAUCAAUUUGAACCUGGAGUUCCAAAACCAAAUGUCCUUUCUUUGCCCUGAGGGCAGGACCCUGAGGGGUACCCAGGUCCCAGCCAGUAAGUAAAAGACCUCUUUCCCAACCCCAAACCCUUUCAUACCAGCCUGUGCCUUGAAUGAUUCCAAAUCUUCCCACUCAAUCUUUUAGCAAAAAAAAACAUAAACAAAAACAAAAAAAAUUGGGUAGAGAGAGCCAGUAAUUAUACCUUGAACUAAAGUCUACCCAGGAGAAAAAAGCCCCCAGAUUCUUCCCACAAAACUUCAUCCAAUCAAUGAGUAUUUUUUAGCACCUGCUAUGUGCCAAGAACCAUGGUGGGUAGGCCUUGGGAAUACAAAUACAAAGAAAAAAUGGAUGCUUCACCCAUGGAAAGGGUUUUCUGAACCCAAAGAACAGGAUGUUAAUGUCCUUAGCAAAUAAGAAAGUUCUCCUAAUCUCCCCAACAGCCAUCCAUACUCCAGGAAUUUGAGCCUUUGAUUGGAGGACGACCCUAUGUGGAUUGCCUUUGAAGCUUUUGGCUCCAAUAUCCCUGGGUGCAAAGAUGCCUUUCUCUAAGGGCAUGGCCCAGUGCUAAGGUCUGUGUCCUUUAUCCUGACACGGGUGCUGCUGCUUUCUAUAACAUAGCUAGGCCGGUCUGGUAGACUAGGUUUCCCUUUUCUUGGCACUGGAUGGAAAGUCCUUGAUGCCCUUGGACCAUGCCAACCUGGGCACCUCAGAAAUAGGGAAAAGAUACGAAGGUGGGCAAGUUUCCUGUCCUUUGAGAAGUCGAGGUUGAGUCUGGAGCAAGAAGGUUAACUAUUCUGGUUCCUUUUACAGUGUAAGAUGUCCACCUCACUGCCCUUUCCUCUGGCAACAUUCUUGCUCCUCCUGUCACCCACUGCUUGCUUGUUUUUAUUUUCCAAAUGACUCCCUGUGCUCCCAGAGGAAUGAGGAUGACUGAAUGCUUUAUCUGCAAAGCCAUAGCCCAGAACGCCCAUCCUCUUACCCAGAAGGGUACUUUGUGCAUAUGUUUUGGAAGCUGACCUCUGUGGACUGUCUUCACUGCAAUGACUGGAUGCCUUUCCGGAAUGUCUUGCCCUCUCCCUUGUGACCUGCAGCUAUGGGUCCCUGACUCCAACUGGCCCUAAACUGAAAGGUGGAACUCGAGGUGUGCUGUUUCAGGAGCCCUGUGAUCCAGGAGUUGGAAACUAAAGGGCCCCUCAGGCCAGCCCCAGCUGCAGAAGGGGAAGUGUUUAAGUGAAUAUCUAGGAUACAUGUCCAGUAAGCGAGGACCAUUCCUUCCUUAAACGUUCUUUCCAGGAGCCCUGGUGAGAUAACAGGCAGGAAGAAUUGGACUGGUCCCUAGAGGAGGCACCUGGGUGCAGAAUCUCCUGCCUGCCCAAUGGCUAUAAUCUGAGCCAAUGCCCCAGAGCUGUAUGGGCAGUGCCUGUGGGGUACCCUGAAGCCUUCGUGUCUGCCUUGGCCACACUAGCCCAUGUCUGCCAAGUCACUGCAGGUGUGCAAGAGGGACUGCCCCAGGAGGACAUUCCCUACCCCCCAAUACCCAUUCCCACCUCCAACUUCUGGGGGCUGGUGUUUUCUUCAACAUGUAAAUAGAUUUUCUUCCCUUUAUUGUUUUUGGCUUUUGGCAUCUCUCUUUUAUUCUAUUUUUCAUGUCUUUUUUUCUGGCCAUGUAAAUGUUCCUUGUAAUUUUAUGUUUUAAUUUAUAAAUAAAGAAUGCCAUAUCUCCAUCAA